ACAGACAGAGGCUGAAAACGAAGCUGGGCUCAAGGGCUGUCCCACCACUCUGAGCUUGGGGUCUUGAGGGGCGGAGACCCCUGCCAGGCUCCCCUGGGGUUCAGAGGGUGGGGGGUCCCAGGAGGGUUCCGAGCUCAGACAGAAGUCUCUCUGUCUCUCUCUCUCUCUCUCAGUCUCUCUUUUUGUCUCUUUCUCUCUCCCUCUCCCUCCCUCUGUCUCUCUCAGUCUCUCUCUCUCUCUCUCUCUCACACACACACACACACACACACACACACACACGGAUCCAUGGGGAGUCACCCCCACCCUGGGUUCCAGAGAACCACAUCCGCUGGGUACCGGCUCCCCUCCACCAGGCCGUCCGCCUUACACACCCCCACUGCCCAGAGCGGCCCCGCGGUGAGCAGGGGUCUCGCUGGCGGUCGCCGAGCCCCCCAGGCCCCCAGAACUGAUGGUGUGCAGCAGGAUCAACUGUGGAGGGAGCUCCUGGAGGCCGAGAGACGGGGCCAGUGGCGCUGGGCUCAGAACUGGAGUUUCCUGAAAGACUAUGAUCCCCUGGGCGAGAAGAAGGAGCCUGUGACAUUGCCGGAGAACGUGCCUUUCUUUUCUGACGCAGUCCCCAGUUCCACGAACCAGGUUGUGGGCAGCAGGGUGGACACGCCCCUGGGGCAAACCCUCAUCGGCAUGGACUUCUUCUUCGUGGAGGGGGUCCGGAAGAAGAAGCUGGAAGCCGAGCUGCAGCCCGUGUAGGAGGAGGAGGGCCAGGGCCGGCGGGCCUGCCCCAGGUGCAUGCGUUGGUUGCAGUCGUGCUGAGUGACAUCCCACUCCGUCUCUGGCUCCCGGGUCCCUAUGAUCUUGACUGGCUCGGCUGGACUUGGCUCGAAGCUGCAGGUGGGGUCCAAGUCCGUCCAUAUGUCUCUCAUUAUCUCGGACCCACGGCUUCCUGGGGCAUGUUCUCAUGGCACACGCGAGGCUUCUGCGUGCACACGUCCACUGACGUUUCAUCGGCUAAGCAAGUCACGCGGCCAAGCCCAGCCUCACGAGGGCAAGAAAGCACACUCUGCCCACAGCAGGAGCAUCAGAAGGCAAAUCUUGGCUGAAUAAUCGUCCCAACUACGACGCAGAGGA
Neofelis nebulosa (Clouded leopard) is the source of this 1125-nucleotide messenger RNA. It is a transcript of the gene CIMIP5, whose product is annotated as chromosome 9 C2orf50 homolog. The record is from RefSeq and is a predicted model, not a curated record. The coding region runs from base 286 to 747 and encodes 153 amino acids. The transcript has 4 exons. NCBI's taxonomy places the organism in Eukaryota, Metazoa, Chordata, Mammalia, Carnivora, Felidae.